CACACUUACUUACUGAGGUGAAAUUUCUGUGGAAUUUCCAUCUCUGGAAGCUCCUCUUUCCAGAAAUGGCAUUUCAACACCAGCUUCUCAGCAUUACCGUAGUGGUUGUGGCUAUACUGUGGCAGAAUAGGAAUUGCUUCUGGAACUGACCAAGGUCGUAAGAGGGUUAUGACACUCCAGAUUCAAUGUAAUCUCUUUGGGCACCAGCAGUAGAACUUGUCUGUUCAAAAUGGUUUAUGGUGAAUUUUUCCGCAGACCUGGCAAAGAUGCAGAACUUAUCAAUUUGAAUGUGGGUGGCUUUAAGCAAUCGGUGGACCAAAGCACCUUGCUCCGAUUUCCCCAUACCAGACUUGGGAAACUUCUCAAAUGCCACUCAGAAGAGGCUAUUUUAGAACUGUGUGAUGAUUAUAGUGUUGCAGACAAGGAAUAUUACUUUGACAGGAAUCCUUCAUUGUUCCGAUAUGUUCUGAAUUUUUACUAUACAGGCAAACUUCAUGUCAUGGAAGAACUUUGUGUCUUUUCCUUCUGCCAGGAAAUAGAGUACUGGGGGAUAAAUGAGCUGUUUAUUGAUUCCUGCUGCAGCAAUCGGUACCAAGAGAGGAAAGAAGAAGGUCCUGAGAAAGACUGGGAUCAGAAGAGCAAUGAAAGAAGUAUAGACUCCUCUAACGAAGAGUCAUCCAUAUUUGACAAAGAGCUGGAAAAGUUUGACAAUCUGUGUUUUGGUGAAAUAAGAAAGAAGAUCUGGGUCAGAAUGGAAAAUCCUGCAUACUGCUUGUCUGCCAAGUUAAUUGCCGUGUCGUCCCUGAGUGUUGUCCUGGCAUCAAUCGUGGCCAUGUGCAUUCACAGCAUGCCAGAGUUUCAAAAGCUGGAUGCCAAUGACAGGGAGAUAGAAGACCCUGUUUUGGAAGCUGUGGAGAUUACGUGCAUCAUCUGGUUCACUGCUGAGCUAGUGAUCAGGCUCAUCACCGCUCCAAGUCAAAAGAAGUUCUGGAAGAAACCACUGAAUAUCAUUGAUUUUGUCUCUAUUAUCCCAUUUUAUGCCACGCUGGCUGUGGACACGAAGGAAGAAGAAAGUGAAGAUAUUGAAAAUAUGGGGAAAGUGGUUCAAAUCCUGCGGUUAAUGAGGAUAUUUCGCAUCCUGAAACUGGCCAGGCACUCCGUAGGACUGCGGUCUUUAGGUGCCACUUUGAGACAUAGCUAUCAGGAAGUUGGACUCCUGCUUUUGUUUUUGUCUGUUGGGAUUUCUAUUUUUUCAGUGCUUGUCUACUCAGUGGAGAAGGAUGAUGACUCAUCAGAACUGCACAGCAUCCCUGUUUGCUGGUGGUGGGCAACCAUCAGCAUGACCACUGUUGGUUAUGGGGACACUUACCCGGUCACACUUGCUGGAAAGCUGCUUGGCACCCUAUGCAUCAUCUGUGGGAUACUAGUGGUAGCACUUCCAAUCACUAUUAUUUUCAAUAAGUUUUCUAAGUACUAUCAAAAACAAAAAGAUAUUGAUCCAGACCAAUGCAACAAUGAUCGCAAAGAGAAAUGUAAUGACCUACCUUAUUUUAACAUUAGGGAUAUUUAUGCAAAAAAGAUGCACUCCUUCAUUUCUAGCCUUUCUUCGGUAGGAAUUGUAGUCAGCGACCAAGAUUCAACAGAUGCCUCCAGCAUCCAAGAUAUGGAGGAUGCUUAUAACACAACAUCUUUAGAGAAUGGUACAGGAAAAUGAGUUGAAUCAUGUUCUCUUCCCUUUAUUUCUUUUCUGAUUCUUGGUAAAUGUGGACUUACAAACUUCAGUGAAUUUAUUAAGAGCAGUUAAUUCUCAGGGUGCUUAACUCUCAGCCAUAUUUGGACAUUCUUUGCUCUGAGGAUGCCAUAAAAGCUUCAUUGUUUAUAUGAGGCUUUAAAAUAUGCCUCAUACGGUGGUUUAGUUUUUACACGACUAAUGUUAUGCAUUUUUGGGGAGAAAAAGUCAGGAAAACAGUUUUAAAUGUGAGAUCAGUGUUUGCUUGGUUUUGUGGUUGGGUUUUUUUUUUUUUCAUUAUUGGUUGUUUUUUCCCCUGCAGAAAUCUGAUGGCUUAUACAGAAUCUGCUUUUAUAAUUUGCUGCUCUUCAUGUAGAAAUAUAUUACAAAUAUGUAAGAACUAUUGCACAAGUCAGUGAAGUUUUUACCUGCAAAUACACCAGGAAAAAGAAGGAAUUAUGUACAUGUAAAACUGUGCUCACUAACACAUUUAUGUAAUCUUGGAGUUGGGAACCCAUUUUCUAAGGUGGGGGAGAAAAUACAUCGCUACAUAUUGUUUUUACUCCAUGGAAGCAUAAUAUUUAUGAAUUUCUUUCCAAAAGCACAAUACAUUUUUAGUUUGUUAAAAUAAAUUUAUCCCAUUGUGCCUA
Molecule: messenger RNA, 2379 nt
Organism: Harpia harpyja (harpy eagle)
Lineage: Eukaryota; Metazoa; Chordata; Aves; Accipitriformes; Accipitridae
Gene: KCNS3
Product: potassium voltage-gated channel modifier subfamily S member 3
Exons: 2
Coding region: 230-1714 (494 amino acids)
Biological process (GO): potassium ion transmembrane transport; protein homooligomerization
Cellular component (GO): membrane; voltage-gated potassium channel complex
Molecular function (GO): voltage-gated potassium channel activity; protein binding
Source: RefSeq, a predicted model, not a curated record